AUGCGUCCCUCAAGAAGCCUGCGGCAAGGCCAAAGAAGUCAGGCACGAGGAUCUGGUCAUGCUCGUCGUAGAAGGGGCGCGCCCUCCCAUAAUCAGACAGCGUCACGAAACUACAAGAACGAACGAGAUUACCAAAACCCCGGUACGCUAACGCCGAUAGUUCAGUACAACUUUUACCACCAUCUGCCAAUGGGAGGAACAACUCAGCUCGUGCAGAUACGUUCAAGCACGGGAUACAUGAUGGGCGGUGUGUUUGUAGCGACAGCAAGCACCAUAACUACGACUGUGUCUACCGAGUCGUAUAUGGAAUACGGGCCAUCGAUGGGGCCGUACAAUCUAGCUAGCAAACCACCAGAGCCUCGGCCAUCUCAUGCGGUCAACCAUGAUCUCAACAAUUUCGGCGCACAAUUUUUUGCUGGGGGCACUCCAUCGCUGGGAGCAGGCGAUGGAGCAGGCGACUACACUGGUUUACAGGACAGGCGCAGCCCAUAUCCUCCUAUCAUGGAUGUUGGUAAUGACGGCAGAGCUGGAGUCUUCGACCCAGCUGGCAUGUCAGACUUGGGCAAUAGAGGUGAUACCAACUUCGAUCCAGCGGAUUUACUGCCAUCGGAUCCCUCCAAGGCUUAUUUGGAAUCACUUCCUGAUGAAGCUUGGGUUUGUCCGAUUCCGCUGCGCAUACGGCGUGCUUCUACGUUCCCGUCGUUGGACCAGUAUGAGGAGGAUGUCAUGGAGGAUUUGGCAGAUAAUCUCGAAACUCUGCAAGUGUCGAUUGGUUGA
Bipolaris victoriae FI3 is the source of this 777-nucleotide messenger RNA. RefSeq lists its product as hypothetical. The record is from RefSeq and is a predicted model, not a curated record. Lineage: Eukaryota; Fungi; Ascomycota; Dothideomycetes; Pleosporales; Pleosporaceae. The coding region runs from base 1 to 777 and encodes 258 amino acids. The transcript has 2 exons.